Molecule: messenger RNA, 1968 nt
Organism: Procambarus clarkii (red swamp crayfish)
Lineage: Eukaryota; Metazoa; Arthropoda; Malacostraca; Decapoda; Cambaridae
Source: RefSeq, a predicted model, not a curated record
AUGAAGGGCAGGAAGAAUAAGGCUAGAGCCUCCAGGAAGAACGUCAGGAAGGACAAGACUGGAGCCUCCAGGAAGCAGAAGAGCCGAAAAAACAAUGCUAGAGCCUCCUGGAAGCGGAAAAGAGGCAGGAAUAGCAAGGCUGGUGCCUCCAAGAAGAGGAGCUCGGCUGGAAGCUCCAGGAAGAAGAGCUUGGCUGGAAGCUCCAGGAAGAAGAGCUCAGCUGGAAGCUCCAGGAUACUAACGAAUGGCAGGAAAAUCAAGGCUGGAGCUUCUAGUAAGAAUAAGAAGUUCAGGAAGGGCAAGAUUGGAGCCUCCAGUAAGAAUAAAAAUGCCAGGAAGGGCAAGGCUGGAGCCUCCAGUAAGAAUAAAAAUGCCAGGAAGGGCAAGGCUGGAGCCUCCAGUAAGAAUAAUAAGGCCAGGAAGGGCAAGGCUGGAACUUCCAGGAGGCAGAAGUCCAGGAAGGACACAAUGCAAGCCCUUACAAAGCAGAAAAAAGGCAGGAAAAACCAGGCUGCAACUUCCAAGAAGAGGAGUAAGAUUGGAGUCUCCAGGAAGAAUAAGAAGGGAAAGGCUGGAACCUCCAAGAAGAAUAAGAAGGGUAAGGCUGGAACCUCCAAGAAGAAUAAGAAGGGCAAGGCUGGAGCCUCCAGGAAAAAUAAGAAGGGUAAGGCUGGAACCUCCAAUAAGAAUAAGAAGGGCAAGGCUGGAACCUCUAAGAAGAAUAAGAAGGGCAAGGCUGGAGCCUCUAGGAAGAAUAAGAAGGGUAAGGCUGGAGCCUCCAGGAAAAAUAAGAAGGGUAAGGCUGGAACCUCCAAUAAGAAUAAGAAGGGCAAGGCUGGAACCUCUAAGAAGAAUAAGAAGGGCAAGGCUGGAGCCUCCAGGAAAAAUAAGAAGGGUAAGGCUGGAACCUCCAAGAAGAAUAAGAAGGGUAAGGCUGGAACCUCCAAGAAGAAUAAGAAGGGCAAGGCUGGAGCCUCCAGGAAAAAUAAGAAGGGUAAGGCUGGAGCCUCCAGGAAGAAUAAGAAGGGUAAGGCUGGAGCCUCCAGGAAAGGAAGGGCAAGGCUGGAGCCUCCAGGAAAAAUAAGAAGGGAAGAACAAGAAGGGCAAGGCUCCAGGAAGAAUAAGAAGAAUAAGAAGGGUAAGGCUGGAGCCUCCAGGAAGAAUAAGAAGGGCAAGGCUGGAGCCUCCAGGAAGAAUAAGAAGGGCAAGGCUGGAGCCUCCAGGAAGAAUAAGAAGGGCAAGGCUGGAGCCUACAGGAAGAAUAAGAAGGGCAAGGCUGGAGCCUCCAGGAAGAAUAAGAAAGCCAGGAAGGGCAAGGCCUCCUGGAAAGGUUGGUCAGGCGAUCCCCUGUGUGAGGAGACCAUGGAAGCUUGUAAGAGGUACGGCGGCUGGUGCGUCAGUCCGGACAAGGAGUGUCCAUCGCUAUACGAAACUUACUCCAGCAACACCUGCAAGACUUGUAAAUGUUGUAAACAAGAGUGCAAGGCAAAGAAGAAGUGCAAGAAGCGUGGCGGGUCCUGCAAGAAGCAGUGUUCGCCCGGCGAGAAGAAGGUGAAGAAAGGCUGCCGAGGACGGAAGUGCAAGUGUUGUGUUCCAGGGUGUAAGAUAAAGAAGAAGUGCGAGAAGCGUGGCGGGUCCUGCAAGAAGCAGUGUUCGCCUGGCGAGAAGGUGGUGAAGAAGGGCUGUCGAGGACGGAAGUGCAAGUGUUGCGUCCCAGAGUGUAAGAUAAAGAAGAAGUGCAAGAAGCGUGGCGGGUCCUGCAAGAAGCAGUGUUCGCCUGGCGAGAAGGAGGUGAAGAAGGGCUGUCGAGGACGGAAGUGCAAGUGUUGCGUGGAUCGUGGUGUACAACAUCGACUCAACAACGACAUCGACAACAUCGACAAGUAUGACAUCGACUUCAACAACGACAAGUACGACAUCGACAAGUACAACAAUGACAAGUACGACAUCAACUUCAACAACGACUAG